This is a messenger RNA of Mytilus trossulus (common blue mussel), 3319 nucleotides long. Its product is annotated as raf homolog serine/threonine-protein kinase Raf-like. Gene Ontology annotation, molecular function: protein kinase activity; ATP binding. Lineage: Eukaryota; Metazoa; Mollusca; Bivalvia; Mytilida; Mytilidae. Gene Ontology annotation, cellular component: cytoplasm. Bases 180 to 2087 code for a protein of 635 amino acids. Gene Ontology annotation, biological process: protein phosphorylation; signal transduction. The transcript is spliced from 3 exons. The record is from RefSeq and is a predicted model, not a curated record.
GUAAUACGCAUAGGUAGUCUCACAUUGAUAUUGUAUAUUUAUUUUUAGAACGGUAACUGAAAAACCCAGAGAAGUUCCAUUUAUAUGCGGGAAAAUAUUAUGUCUUAUCGCCAAGACAUCGACUUGUAGAUAUUGAUUAGUGUUAUUUCUUUAAGAGUUUCAGAUUGAAAUAAAAAAAGAUGCCGAGAACGUACGUGGAUAAUUCUAUGAAUAGAAGUUUGGGUAGAGUCGGGAUGGCCCACGGAAGCAUGCCUGUUUCCCGUUCAGGUGGUGGGGGUGGCAGUAGUUACAGUGGCGGUGGUGGUAGUUAUGGUGGCGGAGGUAGUAGUUAUGGUGGCGGUGGUAGUAGUUAUGGUGGCGGUGGUAGUAGUUACAGUAGCGGUAGCAGUUAUGGAGGAGGAAAUACAAAGACAUAUGUAGAUAACGCUUCCAAUCGAAGUUUAGGUAGGGUCGGAAUGCCUCAUGGUAGCAUGUCAGUAUCUCGUUCUAGUGGGAGUAGUUAUAGUUCUGGUGAUACUAGUUCCAAAACAUAUGUAGAUAACUCGUCUAACCGUAGUUUAGGUAGAGUCGGAAUGCCACUUGGUAGUAUGGUUGUCUCAAAGAGUGGCUCAAGUGAUAACUCGAGUCGAGCAUCUAGCAGUGGGACCAAGUCAUAUGUCGAUAACUCAUACAACAGAAGCAUUGGACGAGUAGGAUUGGAACAUGGUACUGCUGUGGUAUCGGGCAAAAGUCCAAUGAAUUACGGAGAAAAAAUAUUCAAUGAUAGUGGUAUUGGAGCCUCGUUCUGCGAAUCUCCGUCACCAUCACCUGCCGCCAAAGUCUAUAAAGAUAAUCCUCUCAAUCGUAGUCUUGGACGAGUUGGUUUGCCGCAUGGUUCUGCUGUACAUUCAAGAAACUCGUUUGCACCAGCACCCCCAGUUACUAAGAAAUACGUUGACAACGCUUUCAACAGGUCAAAGGGGAGAGUUGGAAAGCCUCUAGGAUCUAUGUCUAUUUCUAGAAAGAGUAACACAACGUCUGGAGCUUCGGAUAUAUACAGAAAUUAUAUGAGGAAUCCUGUAAGAGAAAUCGAUUUCUCAAGAAUGGAAAUAGAUGAAGAACAGCAAUAUGAAGCUUGUGACGUGGCCCUCAGUCUUAUACAUAGAAUGGAGGAGGUGAUGCGAUGGCAGAAGGAAACAAGUACGACACGUGACCCGCACACUUCCGAUCGGGUACUGCAGAACUACAGAGGGACUAAAAUUGAUUUUAAAGACAUUGAAAUUAUGCAGAAAAUCGGCUCCGGUGGAUUUGGUGACGUCCAUUUUGCUAAAUGGAGAGGAACAGUAGUUGCGGCCAAAAAACUUCGUGUUCAGAGAGUUUCAAAGCGUAGGUUGAAGGAAUUUACAGAUGAGAUAUUUCUUCUCUGUGAAUUGGAGCAUCCCAACAUAGUAAAGUUUAUCGGUGCUUCAGUCGUCACUCCAAAUUUGUGCAUUGUGAUGGAAUAUAUGCAGAUGAGUUUGUUUGAUGCGCUACAUAUCAAAGAUGACAUAGAGUUUUCAGAGGAAGAAAAAAUUGAAAUAAUUCAGCACACUGCUCUUGGUCUAGAAUACUUGCAUGAUGCUAAUAUUGCUCAUUGCGAUAUGAAAUCCCAGAAUGUUUUACUUGACUAUGUUGCUGGUGAAACCCUUGUUGCUAAGAUAACAGACUUUGGACUUAGUAUGAUGAAAAACGAAACUGAAACGUCAACUUCUGCAGGUGGAGAUUACGUCCGCAACAUCGGAACCCCUCGAUACUCAUCCCCAGAGAAUUUGAGAGGUGAAGAUCUUCAACUUCGGGAUUUGAAGAUGUCUGAUAUGUAUUCAUAUUCCUUGAUUGUUUUCGAAGUUUGCUGUGAAGAUGAGCCGUUUUAUAAGUUAACCUACCAACAGCUGAGAAAACAAGUUGGCGAGUUGGGCCUUACUCCAGAAAUACCUUCCGACGUCUCUCUGCAUAGUAAUGUGCUUCGUCUGCUGAAUAAAUGUUGGGACCGUGAUCCAAGACGGCGUCCAACCUCCAAACGCUUUGCUGAAUAUGCACUGCAAUUUGAUUCUAUUUAUCAAAUUGAUUGAAAGAGGACAUAAAAAGGAACAGAUUUAAGUUGAGACAUUCAAAAAUUUGUUAUAUUAACUUUACUUAUAUCUACAGUCAAGACAGUGGGAUUUGAUAAUGAUAAAAAGUUACAUGCAACAUGUGCAAAGAAACUUGAAAGUAGUUAGCUGUAACAUGUUAGCUGUUUGUGUAGUUCAAGAACGAAGAAUUGUAUUGAAUGUUUAUGUUAGCUGUUAUUUUUUUUGUUCAAAAGUAUGUGACUAAAAUGAAUCAAAAUGUUUUUGUUAGUGCUUAAAAUUAUCACGAAUUUUGUGUAGAACGAUUUUUUUUGUUUUUCGAAAAUUACAAACAGUUAAUUUUAUUCGUGAGAGUGUUGAUUGUAUAUCGUUGCUCAGUAAAGUAAAGACAAUUGAAGUUCCUGUAUAUAACUUAAAAAUGCUUACACUCAUAUAAAAUGCAGAUGAUUUUUACUUCCAUAAAUUAACUAUUAUUUAUACACAGGAAUGAGGUAUUCAGGUUUUUUGUUUUGCCUGUAGAAAACAUCUAUUUUCCAUACUAAGCCAGUAAAGGCCAGAAUUCCUUGAUAACGUUAGUCAGUUAAUCUUAAUCAUUUUGUAUACUGUAUAUAUAUGGAUUGUCUGAUAGGAAUUAUAACAGUAUUAUUGCAAAGGUAUAUGAUUUGAUAAUGUGCCCGUAUAUCCAUUCAUUUCAGAUCUAAAGCAAAUUACACAUAAUUGUGACACCAUCUCUACUGUAAAAAAACAUCAUUUACAUGUAAAUAUAAUGAUUAUAAUAAUAUACUAUUACAUCAUCUAUAUAAUAACAUUGAGAGUAUGCAGAAAUUAGAAACAAAACCAAAGAACGCCAUAGAUGUCUUGUGUUGCAUUAUUUGAUUUUAUGUCAUGCUACUGUCAUUUAAUAAUGGGGAUAUUUUUAAAUGUUGGUGUUCUACAAAUAUAUUCUAUUUGUAUUAUUUUUUUUGGCAUGGUUCUGUUAUUAUACCACAAAAGAGGGGCGAAGGAUACCAAAGGGACAGUCAAACUCAUAUAUCUAAAACAAACUGACAAUGCCAUGGCUAAAAAUGAAAAAGACACACAAUUGUACACAUGACACAACAUAGAAAACUAAAGAAUAAACAACACGAACCACAUACUACGAAGCAGCGAGUGUAUAUAUAGCUUUUGAUUCGUUCAUCAGUCAGUCCGUCAGUGCUCAAUCAAAUGCUUAAGGAACCAGUCUUGUAUUACGACUC